UUAACGAGUUAGGAUUAAUUUCGAGACAUUUCUGGUCUCAUACAAGUUCAGAAGAUAACACGUUUGCACGCAUUCCAGACCAUUUAACCUUGAUAAAAUUAAAUGUAACUGGAUUAUAUUUUGAUAAAAAUACUCAAUGUUUAAAAGUAGUUGAUGAUGGAAUUAAUUCAUUUAAUGAUUUACCAAAUGAAAUUGAAGGAUUAGUUUACAAUCGAAUAAAAAUUAUUUAUCAACAACAUCAAUGGGAUAAAAUGAAAUAUAAAAAAUACAAAGAAGCAACUAUUCAAUUAAAUAUAUUAAAUAUAGAUUAUAAGGAAAUUGUUAAUUGCUAUGUUGAUGAAAUACAGAUUGUAACUGAAGACAACUGUCUUCUUGAUACUGAUCUCUAUUAUCCGCGAAUCGAUUUAACAAUAAGAGCUAUGCCUAUGAAAAUUGGUUAUCAAGGUAAUAACGUUAGUUUAGUGAUUAAAGGUCGUCAUGCACAUAACUUUUAUUAUGAAAAAGCAUCAAAUGGUGAUAAAAGGUGUAAAUAUGUUGAGGUGCCAGAUGGUGCUAAUGGGUAUGAUGGGGGAAUUUGGUCGAAAUGGACAACAUGGUGGUAA
Molecule: messenger RNA, 602 nt
Organism: Didymodactylos carnosus
Lineage: Eukaryota; Metazoa; Rotifera; Eurotatoria; Philodinida; Philodinidae
Source: the annotation of a GenBank genome assembly